Molecule: messenger RNA, 1647 nt
Organism: Rhodofomes roseus
Lineage: Eukaryota; Fungi; Basidiomycota; Agaricomycetes; Polyporales; Fomitopsidaceae
Exons: 4
Coding region: 1-1647 (548 amino acids)
Source: RefSeq, a predicted model, not a curated record
AUGGUAACCACGAAAUGGUCUUUCAGCUCCUUAUCGACAGUAGCCGCCUCGCUCGACCGAGAUUUACAGGUCCAGCUCCAACAUCAUUUUACCUAUCUCCAUGACUUGAAGCGAGCGUGGAAUGAAAGACUAGACAUCCCAUCGCACUGGAUAUCGGAGGAUGUCAUCAACGAACUCGAAGGGAGCAAAUGCCGCUACGAUUGGACUACUAGUAGGCAUCGGGAUCUCAGCAGGGACAUAGUCCGCCUCCACCUUCGUUGCAUAGAAGCGGACCUCUAUCCCCUGACUGACGACGAACUGGCCGACCGCUUGGUGAACGACAUUCCUGUGCACUUCUCCACAUCUGUCGAGCGCUACGUGGACCGUCUCCCCAGCUCUGAAUGGACGAAUGCAUUCAUUGACAAUCAUGCGACGCACCGAACACACAUGUCGAUUCACCAGGUAGCUCAGAUACUGCAAUACCAAGACUCGGAGAUACAAGCAGAGCAUUCCGUCAUCACAGCUUUGGAUGGUGUGGCUUCGACCUACAUUCGCAGGGAAAAUCUGGGCAUCUUGGACCUUUGGCACGCAGAAUCAGAAGAGCUACCGAGCCUGUGCUUCAUCGACUGUGCCGUUAUGUACUAUCCGGUGGGACCUAGCCCCACGAACUCGAGGUCUCUAGAGCAUCUCGCCUAUACACCGAUCAGUGCCAUCAACCCAGCACUAGUGCUCUGUAUGAAAGGUCCUUCACGAUGGCCAGGCGGCAACCACUCGGACAGCGAGCCGACCCGGACACCAAGCCGGGAUUUGGCAUGGACGUUACGCACUCUUGCGUCGACGAGCGAGCUCAGUGUAGAGGCUAUUUUCCAAUCCUUGGUGCACCAUUCAGGUGACAAGAAUAUCACACUGCCAUCCUCUAAUGCUUGCUCGACGCCGACCAUCGAGCUACCGGCCUGUGCUAUGCCAAUGGGCCUCAUCUAUGACUCGGAGCAAAUUCACCUCGUGGCGCACAUGCCAUAUUUCAAUGAAGAUGGACGCCAAUACCUAUCUUUACUCGUGGACAGUCUUCCCUUUCCUUCCCGGUGCAACGGAGACGUUCCCGAGUUCAUUCGUGGCCGCUAUCGGGUUGCUCUUCUUCUCCUCUCGCUGCAGCAUCACAUCUCCCGCUUGGUAACGUUACUAGAACAUGUCCAUUGGCCUGAGCAUAUUCGGUCGGCGCAAGAGCAGGCACUGCAGUCAUUACUGGAAGACAGGGCGAUUGAGUUCGAUAUACGUUCGGAAUCCACUGGCGGUGAGCCUCGAGAGCCUAGAGGUCGCGAUGUCUUGCGGGAUGAAUACGAGAUGGAUCCAUCUGCGUUUGAAUCCGAGUCCAAUACGGAUGACGCAGGCAACACCGACUCGGUUGAUUCGAACGAUUUGGCCGAAGAGCAGCAGCGAAAAGCCACGGAGCGGAUGCUAGCGGUGUUGCGAGUCGAAAACUGGAUAGACGAACUCCAGGGAGUUCAAUUGGAGAUGCCGGACUCGCAUGAGGAGGAGGAGGAGGAGGAGGAGAAGGAGAAGGAGGAGGAGAAGGAGAAGGAGGAGGAGGAGGAGGAGGAGGAGCUACCGAACGUGUCAUACAAAUAUCCGCAUCAGGAUUGCCUCUCCACAGCCCACAAGCUAUACUAG